Capronia coronata CBS 617.96 is the source of this 1689-nucleotide messenger RNA. RefSeq lists its product as uncharacterized. The transcript has a single exon. The coding region runs from base 1 to 1689 and encodes 562 amino acids. NCBI's taxonomy places the organism in Eukaryota, Fungi, Ascomycota, Eurotiomycetes, Chaetothyriales, Herpotrichiellaceae. The record is from RefSeq and is a predicted model, not a curated record. Gene Ontology annotation, molecular function: asparagine synthase (glutamine-hydrolyzing) activity.
AUGUGUGGCAUCUUUUUCUCCAUCGCAAGAGAUCGCCCAUGUCUGCCCGACCCUAGGAUCGUAUCGAAUUUACAGGCACGAGGACCUGACAGUUACAGAGUCCUGAAUGCCACAGUGUCUCCUGCUCUGGCAGAGAGCGUCCACUUGACAUUUGUCUCUUCAGUAUUAGCACUACGGGGCGAUGUUAUUCAGCAGCAACCUCUGUGUGACCAUGACUCCGGGUCCAUUCUGUGCUGGAACGGCGAGGCCUGGAAGAUUGAUGGAGUCGCCAUUGAAGGGAAUGACUCUGCACAAGUGUUUGAUCUUCUCCUACAAGCCUCCCAGAGCACUGAACCAGCGGCCCAUCAGCGAAUCUGCGACGUGCUCACCAACAUUUCAGGGCCUUUCGCAUUUGUCUUUUACAACGCACUGACUUCUACUGUCUAUUAUGGCCGAGACAGACUAGGACGUCGCUCAUUGCUCGUCAACCAGUCUGAUGAUCAGUCGCUGACGCUGGCUAGUAUCGGCGUACCCAAUAGCAAGACACCGCAUCUCGAAGUCAGUCCUGAAUCAAUUCACUACAUCACGUUCGAGAAGAGUUCCAUCAAGACCGGUGAGCUCCCCUGGCUCAAUGCGCCGCCCGCGAUUAAUAAGGAGGUGCCCACCCAACCACCAGCCUUGAUCCCAUCAGCCCUUAGUGUGACACAGUGUUUGACCCAGUUGAGAGAGGCGCUUGAAUUCAGGGUUGUCGACAUUCCCGACCAUUCACAUUCGCAAGUCCGUCCAGGAUCUGCCAAAGUGGCCUUACUCUUCUCCGGCGGGCUGGACUGUACCCUUCUGGCACGCCUUGUACACGAUAUCCUACCAACAAAUGAGCCUGUCGACUUACUGAACGUCGCUUUCGAAAACCCGCGCUCCAUCGCUGCAAACGUCAGUCGCACGAAGUCGCCCUACGAACUCUGUCCCGACCGCAUCACAGGCCGCUCCAGUUUCUCCGAACUCUGUGAAGUUUGUCCGGCCAGAAAAUGGAGGUUCGUGGCCAUCAACAUCCCUUACUCGGAAGUGGUUGCCCACCGACCGACCAUAAUACGGCUGAUGAGUCCUCACAACACUGAAAUGGAUCUCUCGAUUGCAAUGGCACUCUACUUCGCCGCUCGAGGACGGGGCGUAUCAUCGGAGAAUCAGCAGGGGCCUGAUGUUACUGAGGCAGACUUUUCGUCUACAGCUCGAGUCCUCCUGUCGGGUCUUGGGGCGGAUGAAUUGUAUGGAGGCUAUUCGCGCCACUCUGCUGCUUUCGAGCGUGGCGGCUAUUCCAGACUUGCCGAUGAGCUUGAAAUGGACAUCAACCGUAUUGGAUCACGCAACCUGGGUCGAGAUGAUAGGGUCAUAAGCCACUGGGGCAAGGAAGUCCGAUAUCCUUACCUGGAUGAGGAUUUCGUCAGAUUUUCUUUGCAUCUCCCUGUCUGGGAGAAAACCGGUUUCCGGCCAGGGAAGAAGGUACCAAAACAUUAUGAAGACGCCUUGCAGGUGGACAUACCGGAAAACCUCGAGCCGGCAAAGCUGCUGUUGAGGUUGGCCAUGUGGCAGCUGGGGAUGAAAAGAGCUGCUACAGAGAGGAAACGAGCGAUCCAGUUUGGCGCGAGAACAGCAAAGAUGGAUAUUGGCAAGGGCAGGACCAAGGGGACGGACACGCUCGUCGCAGAUGGAUGA